GCUUAGCCCAUUAUUCACUCGAUAGGUGGCAACACUGGUCGGCACAUCCCACUCACUCAACAAAUUGUUUACCACAAAAAACCGUGCUGAAAGUGAACGAAAAUAAAGUGCAGCACGGCGUCGAGCAUUUGCAGUGAUCCCAAGACGCCCAGCCAUUGAUUCCCGUAGCGGUGUCCACCUGGAUUCCAGCCCACCGCCACCAGCACGCCAUUCCAUUUGUGGAGCCUCUCGGUCGGAUCGGUCGAACAGUCGCGAUUGCCCGGUCGUCCACGAACGCUUAUAAAAUUGGCAAGAUAACUAAGCAGAGCACAAAGAUGCCGCCAGCAUCAGCGGUAAACAACAGCAACGCGGCCGCCCAGGCGGCGAAGGCCGAGCGGGCGGAGAAGCUGCGCGGGGCACUGAAGGGCUUCAUCGUGGCGGACCGCCAGCGGCGUCAGGAGGAGUUCGAGGCGCAGUGCGAGGAGCAGCGGCUGCGCCGGGAGCGCGAGGAGGUGGAGCGCCAGAACCAGGUGGCCCUGGACGACACACGCGGCCAGAUCACCCGACUGGACGAGCAGCUGGCCGACCUGCACAGCCAGAAGCAUCAGCUGACCGUCCAACUCAAGAAGGUGCUCAACGAGGACGAAACGCGCAAGAAGCUGGCCAAGGAGAACGAACUGUUCGCCAUCCAGCAGGCGGCGGCCAAUAGCCCGGUCUUCCUGCCGCCCCUGCGUCUCCAACACCAGCACCAUACGCUGAUGCAGAAGCCCCCGUCCGGCGGACAGCCAGGAAAACGUGGGAGGAGUCCAUCGCCGCCGAGUCAGCAGCAGGCUUACUACAAGAGCGCCGCCAGCUACGCCCAGCAGAGUAAGCCAGGAAGAGAACACGAUGACUACCGUCGUGCCGCGGACUAUGCUAGAUUAUCAUGGAACAAAACAUCGGCGCAGUAUCCGGGCACGGGCACGGUCUUCUACCAGACGGUCGCUCCUCCGCCGACGACACAGCACCAGGCGGACGCCCGCUUGCAGUCCAUCUACAACUACAACCUUCCCUUGCGCCAGGCCUACCACGUGGACCUGCCCAGCGCCACGGUCAGCAAGCCGCCCGACUCGCAGUCGCCCAAGGCAUCGUCGCAGUCGCAGCCCAGGCAAGUGCUCCACAUCAACCUCGACCAGCCGACCAUUUCGCAGGCAGACCUGGUGGCUCAAGCCGGCGGCAGCAUCUCGGUGAAGGCCUCCCAGCCGCACGUGACUAUGGAGAAGCUACCGGACCGCUACCACAUCGAGGUGAAGCACGACGGCCAGCCGCCGAGCCACGUCCCGCCUCCGCCACACCUGCUGCCGGAGGGCGUCAUCUUCAAGCCGCUGCUCAACGAACUCUCUUUGCACAGCAACGUGCUGCAAAUAAGCAGCAGCCAGUUUCCUCCACAGAAUCCGAAAACAGCGGGAAGCAUCACACAGGGCUAUGCCCCUGGACGAGGUGGAUCCGCCCACGAGCAGCAGAUGGCUCGGCAACAGCUGGCGAUGCUGCCUGGCCAGCCGGGAGCCCCGUCUGGAUCCGGCUCCGCCCAGCCGCCUCCUGGUCAGCAGAUGCACUACACGCGACGAUUGUACUAGCCUCGGCUGCGGGCGAACCCCUAACCCCUUUUGUCGCUACGGAACUCGCUAACUGAUAUACUUACGAUUUUAAAUGGACAUUACAACACUGACUACGCUUCCCACGUGGAGUCGGAUACACGAAAUAAAGCACACAACUAUGGCGUCCCUAUUUUCCAAUCGAUAAUACCAUA
Drosophila mauritiana is the source of this 1768-nucleotide messenger RNA. Its product is annotated as G protein pathway suppressor 2. Gene Ontology annotation, cellular component: transcription regulator complex. The record is from RefSeq and is a predicted model, not a curated record. Lineage: Eukaryota; Metazoa; Arthropoda; Insecta; Diptera; Drosophilidae. Gene Ontology annotation, biological process: regulation of transcription by RNA polymerase II. The transcript is spliced from 5 exons. Gene Ontology annotation, molecular function: transcription coregulator activity. Bases 315 to 1595 code for a protein of 426 amino acids.